AUUUUUAAAGCUUGAUGUAACAUGUUUUGUUUUUGUUGCCAAUGGAGCCACCCCGGUCUUCACUAUAUGUAUUUCGUGCGUUCCAUCUGUGUGGUUUCUACAGUUUAAUUUUACAGUUGAGUGCACUGAGUCUGAGAGUAUAUUGCACGGAAGAAUUCAUGGGACAGAGAGAGUGUGUGUUUGUGUGGAUGAGUUAGAGAGAGAAAAUGGGGUGACUAAGACGACAUGCAGCUGGAGCAGAAGUAUCACAGCUGCUGAGAAUAUCCCAUCAACGUUUUUCACUCUUAUGGUGUGUACUUGAUCCAGGCACUUGUACAUGAUUCAGUUUUCGCAGUUCAUUUCAGGCCAUUUUGGCUGAAUUUCGUGUUUCUCUGUUAUUAUGAAGUAUAGUUGUUGCUGCUAUCCGAUCUGAACCCAUUUCCAAGUUUUUGUCAUUUUAUUUGGUUGCUGAUCAGGGGGUAUCACCAUUUCUUUUACAUUUUUUCUUGCAUCUGAUUUUCUGUUCUGAAGGAUACCCAAAUAAGGAAUUGCAUUUGUGAGAGCGGUGCUGAAUUGGGCAGUGUAGCUUUAUUAACUUGGCCAGUGGUCAAGGACUGAGGCAUGCUGAACUUGAAGGCUGUUUUAGGAUAAUCGGAUGGUGAAACUAUGUUGAAUUGUUCUUCUGGCCAGGGCAAAUUCCCUUAGAUUUUAUUGCCGGGGUAUAACAACCAGGCUUUUGCAACAUCCAAACCAGUAGUGUUGUAGUUCUUUUCUGAGGUCAUGGCAACCUUGUUACACCAGGAGUCCAGGCGCAUGUAUUCUUGGUGGUGGGACAGUCACAUUAGCCCAAAGAAUUCGAAAUGGCUUCAGGAAAAUCUUACAGAUAUGGAUGCCAAAGUCAAAGCAAUGAUCAAGCUCAUUGAAGAAGAUGCAGAUUCUUUUGCGAGGAGAGCAGAAAUGUACUAUAAGAAACGUCCAGAGCUCAUGAAAUUGGUUGAGGAAUUUUACCGAGCUUAUCGUGCUUUAGCAGAGAGAUAUGAUUAUGCAACUGUUGAGCUCCGUCAGGCCCAUCGAACCAUGGUGGAAGCAUUUCCCAACCAAGUACCCUAUGCUCUACCUGAUGGUUCACCAUCUGGGCCAACGGGCCCCGGGGCUGAGCCUCAUACACCAGAAAUGACACAUCCCAUACGUGCAUUGCUUGAUCCUGACGACUUGCAGAAAGAUGCCUUGGGACUCUCUUCAGCCAACUUACAUGAUUUGAAAGGGAAUGGAGGGUAUUCAGAAGAAUCAUAUUCUGGAAUAACCAAAAGAGGUUUAUUUCAUUUUUCAGCCGACAACCAUAAUCUUGCAGAUAAAACUGACAGUGAAGUUGAAACCUUAAAGAAAACACUUGCUGAGAUUCAAGAUGAGAAGGAAUCCAUUCUUCUUCAGUACCAACAGAGUUUGCAGAAGUUUUCUAGCCUGGAGAAAGAACUUAAUCAUGCACAAGAAGAUGCUGGAGGGCUUGAUGAAAGAGCUAGCAAAGCAGACAUUGAAAUUAAAGUGUUGAAGGAAUCACUCAUCAGAUUAGAAGCUGAAAGGGAUGCCAGACUUCUUCAGUGCAAUGAUUGUUUGGGAAAAAUAUCUAAUCUAGAGACUCUGAUCUCCAAAACCCAAGAGGACUCGAAAGGACUUAAUGAGCGUGCUUCUAAGGUGGAAAUAGAAGCUCAAAAUCUCAAGCAAGAACUCUCUAGAUUAGAGGCUGAAAAGGACGCUUGCCUUCUUCAGUACAAGCAAUGUCUUCAGAUGAUAAAUGCACUGGAGAAAAAGAUUUCACUUGCCGAGGAAAAUGUCAGAAUGCUUAAUGAACAAACUGAAAGAUCAGAAGCUGAAAUUGAAGCACUGAAGCAAGCCCUUUCCAGACUGAAUGAAGAAAAAGAAGCCACAGCUUUCCAGUACGAGCGGUGUUUGGAGAAGAUGGCUAAGAUGGAGAAUGAAAUUUUUCAUGCCCAAGAAGAUGUGAAACGAAUGAACUAUGAAAUUCUAUUGGGAGUUUCAAAACUAAAUAUCAUGGAGCAACAGUAUGACUUGUUGCAGAGAUCAAAUCAGUCUCUACGGGUAGAGGCAGAAAGUCUGGCCCAGAAAAUAGCAGUGAAGGAUCAAGAACUUUCUGAGAAGCAAAUAGAGCUGGAGAAACUUCAGGCUUUAAUGCAGGAUGAACACUCACGUUUUGUCCAAGUUGAAGCCACUCUUAAGGCUCUGCAGAGGGUGCAGUCUGAAUCUCAAGAGAAGCAGAAAGCUCUUAAAUUGGAGCUUCAAAAUAAACUUCAAAUGCUCAUGGAAUUGGAGAUAUGCAAUCGUGAUUUGGAGGAAGACAUCCAGAAGGUUAAAACAGAAAAUCAGAACCUGAUUGAAUUGAACAAUUCUUCUAAUAAUUCAAUAAACAAUCUACAGAAUGAAAUUCUUAGCUUGAAGGAGAUGAAAAAGAAACUUGAAGAAGAGACUGUACUCCAAGUGGACAAAAGUAAUGCCCUCCAGCUGGAGAUUCACCAUUUGAAGGAGGAAAUCAUCGCCUUAAAUGGGAGAUACCAGGCUUUAGUGGAGCAAGUCCUCUCAGUAGGUUUGGAUCCUGAAUUCCUUGCAUUAUCGGUGAAGGAGUUGCAAGUUGAGAACUCAAAGCUGAAAGAAUUCUGCCAACAGCACAGAGAUGAGAAAGAGGCUCUAUAUGAGAAGUUGAAGAACAUGGAUAAUCUUUUGGAGAAGAAUGCUGCUCUCCAGAUUUCACUCUCAGAAUUAAGUGUCAAGUUUGAAUGGUCAAGAGAGAAGGUCAAGGAAUUAAGGGAGUCCUGCCAGUUUCUCCGGGAGGAUAAAUCCUCUCUUGUUGCUGAGAAAACUACCUUGCUUUCUCAGUUUCAAAUUUUGAGUGAGAAUAUGCAGAAGCUCUUGGAAAAAGAUGUGUUGCUGGAAAAAUCACUUGCUGGUGCAAAUGUUGAGCUUGAAGGUUUGAGGGCAAAGUCAAAGAGCUUAGAAGAAUUCUGCCAGUUGCUCAAAAAUGAGAAAUCAAAUCUCCAAAAGGAAAGAAGCACCUUAGUCUCUCAGCUUGAAAAUGUUGAAAAGAGACUUGGUAAGCUGGAAAACAGGUUUACAAGAUUAGAGGAAAAAUAUGCUGAUCUUGAGAAGGAGAAAGAAUCCACACUUUGUCAAGUAGAAGAACUACGAGGCUCUCUAACUGUGGAGCAACAAGAGCGUGAAUGUUAUGUAAAUACAUAUGAGUCCAGAAUGGCAGACCUGGAAAACCAUGUGCGUCUACUGCAAGAAGAAACUAGACUGACAAAGAAAGAAUUUGAAGAAGAACUGGAUAAAGCUGUAAAUGCUCAGGUCGAGAUCUUCAUUUUGCAGAAGUUUAUAGAAGACCUGGAACAAAAGAAUCUAUCUCUGUUAAUAGAAUGUCAGAGACAUAUUGAGGCCUCCAAAUUAUCAGAUAAACUGAUUUCCGAGUUGGAGUGUGAAAAUCUUGAGCAGCAGGUGGAAACAGAAUUCUUGUUGGAUGAGAUUGAAAAGCUGAGAUUCGGAAUUUAUCAAUUGUUUAGGGCUCUCCAAUCUGAUCCCGUUAACUAUCAUGAAUAUAAGAUUGAAAAGGGGCAAAUCCCUAUCCUGCAUAUUUUGGAUGAUAUUGAGGAUUUGAAAAGUUCACUUUUGAGUAGUGAGGAUGUGAAGCAGCAACUAGUAGUUGAGAACUCAGUGCUUUUAACUUUGCUCGGACAACUGAGAUUAGAGGGAGCUGAACUUGAGUCAGAGAAGACAAUCUUUGAGCAGGAGGUUGUAACAAUGUCUCAGCAACAUGAUAUGCUGCAAAAAGAUAAGGAUGAGCUCCUUGAGAUGAACAGGCAGUUAAUUUUGGAAGUGAGCAAGGGAGAGCUACGACAGGACACAUUAAAAGCUGAAUUGGAAAAUCAGGGUAUAAAGCUGAUGACUCUGCAAGAGGCUUACCUGGCAUUGCAACAAGAAAAUUCCAAGCUGAGUGAGGAAAAUCGACUCUUGCUUGAGAAAUUUUUGGUCCUGAAAGAUGAGAUGUGUGUGCUUAAAGAGGAAAAUAGUGUGAUGCUGCAGGAAGCAUUGGAUCUCAGCAACCUCUCUUUGGUUUUCAAGAGUUUCGGAAUUGAGAAAGCUGAGGAAGUUAAAGCACUUUCUGAAGAUCUCAACUGUCUCAAUAUGAUUAACGGUGACUUCAAGGAGAAGAUUGAAUUGCUGGGGGACAAACUGGAAAUGAAAGAAGCAGAAGGUCUACUACUAAAUGAAACAGUUGACAAGUUGAACAUGGAGCUGGAUGAAGUCAAAGACCUCAAUGAGCAGUUGAAGAAUCAAACAUUUGCUGGACAGGAUUCUCUGAGAAAGAAGGCUACAGAGCUUUUAGAAGCAGAACAGAAACUUAAGGCUGCACAUAACUUGAAUAUGGAAUUGUGCAAAACUGUUGAAGAACUGAAGGAGGAGUGUGAAGACUUAAAACUUAUUAGAAAAGACGUACAGAAACACGUUCUUGAGAUAUCUGAAUAUUGCACAAGACAAAAAUUGGAAAUUGAAUCCCUUUCUGAAGUAAAUAGAUUUUUGGAGUCUGAAGUGGAUAUGUUACGUGAGGAGGUUGAAGAACAAAGGAUUAGAGAGGUGUACUUGAGCACUGAAUUGCAGGAGAGAAGCAAUGAGUUUGGACUUUGUGAGGCUGAGGCUGCGUCUUUUUAUUUUGAUCUGCAAAUUUCUUCCACCCGCGAAGUUCUACUUGAAAAUAAAGUGCAUGAGCUUACCAAAGUUUGUGAGAGUCUGGAAGAUGAAAGUGCUACAAAAAGUACAGAGAUGCAGCAGAUGAAAGAAAGAGUUAGAUUCCUGGAAAGUGAAAUCGGAGAAUUGAAGUCCCAGCUGUCUUCAUAUGUUCCUCUAAUAGCUUCCCUGAAAGAAAAUAUGGCGUCUUUGGAACACAAUGUUUUUCGUCAGAAAAAGAAUUGUCUGGCAAGCAAUGAAGAACAAAUGAGUUCAGAAUUGGCUGGUCAGCUUCAUCAAAUGAACAGUCAAGAACUCAAAGAUAUUCAAUGCAUUAUGAUUCCUGAUGGAAUUUCAGAAUUGAAGGAGAUCCAGACUAGAAUAAAAGCAGUUGAGAAGGCGAUAUUUGAAGAAAUGGAAAAGUCUGAAAUACAGGAAAGUGUAAAAAUUGGGUUCAAUGUUGAAGAUGAAAUAACAGAGACUGAAGAUUUUACUUUAAGAAGCACCUUCACAUAUCAGGAAAAAGAAUUUGAGAAAACAAUGGAAAUUGAGGACGAGUUCAUUGAUGAUCCAAAGUUGCAGAAGGGUAAACUUGAAACUUCUGAGAUUCCGAGUAAAACAUCAAUGAAAGAUAUUCCACUUGAUCAAGUCUCAGACUUUUCUUUCUAUGGAAGAAACAGGAGACAGAAUGGCGGGGCCAAUGAUGGGACGCUCGAGUUAUGGGAAUGUGCUGAGCAAGAUAGUAGUAUUGAGUCAAUGUUCAAUAGCAAACAAAAAAGAGUUGCCGCACCAGUGGCAAAUAUCCCCAAACAUCAUCAGUCCAAGAAUCUGGAUCAGCAUAAUCCCUCUUCAGAAUCACAAUUUGAGAAGGAAUUGGCUGUUGACAAGCUAGAGGCAUCUGAAUGCGAUCAAGAGCCUAAUAAAGGACAGAGCCAGAAAAAGAUUUUGGAGAGACUUUCUUCCGAUGCUCAGAAAUUGACAAAUCUUCAAACAACUGUGCAAGAUUUGAAAAAGAAAAUGGAGAUAAACAAGAAGAGCAAGAAGGGCAAUGAUCCUGAGUAUGACAUAGUGAAAGAACAACUCCUAGAAGUUGAGGAAGCUAUUCUUCAGCUGGUGGAGAUGAACGUUCAGUUGUCAAAUGAUACUGAAGAGAGCCCCAAAACUUCAGGGGGCAUGUCCUCAGCAGAAUCAGAAGAAACUAGAGAUGUCUGCAGAAACAAAGUGACAGAAGAGGCCUGCAAAGGGUCUGAAAAGAUUGGCCGAUUGCAGCUAGAAGUUCAAACCAUCCAGUAUAUAUUGCUGAAACUGGAGGAUGUCAAUAAAACAAAAGGAAAAUACAAGUUUUCAGAAAGUAAAACAGGUGCACUCCUGAAGGACUUCAUUUCCCAUGGUGGGAGAAGUAGUGGACAGAGGAAGAAGGUGUGUUGUUUAUGUGGGUGUGUGAGACCUUCAACAACUAAAGAAUGAAAGGUUCAGAGGAAAAAUAUUUCAACUUUAACUUGGAAAGAAAUGUAAGAAGUAGACCUGAUGUAAUCAUAAUAAGCUGCUUGAGCAAUUUUUAUAAGUAGUCUCCUACGAAAUUGUAUCAAUGCACAA
This is a messenger RNA of Mangifera indica (mango), 6306 nucleotides long. RefSeq names its product protein NETWORKED 1A-like. The transcript has 6 exons. The coding region runs from base 760 to 6177 and encodes 1805 amino acids. The record is from RefSeq and is a predicted model, not a curated record. NCBI's taxonomy places the organism in Eukaryota, Viridiplantae, Streptophyta, Magnoliopsida, Sapindales, Anacardiaceae. Gene Ontology annotation, cellular component: plasma membrane. Gene Ontology annotation, molecular function: actin filament binding.